Messenger RNA from Diuraphis noxia (Russian wheat aphid), 2649 nucleotides. It is a transcript of the gene corn, whose product is annotated as microtubule-binding protein cornetto. The record is from RefSeq and is a predicted model, not a curated record. Lineage: Eukaryota; Metazoa; Arthropoda; Insecta; Hemiptera; Aphididae.
CGUCGGCAGUGUACCGAACGUGACGUUAUUGGAUUAAGUGCCGUUGCCGCCGGUUUGUGUUCGACGCGCGCGCGCGCGCGCCUCGCAUUUUCGCGCAUCAAUUAGUUACUUGCGACUCACGUGGACUCGGCACGAAAACUCAGUCGCCGUUGGAUCAAAGAAUUUCCGAUUCCAAUCAUGGACGGCGAGAUCGCUGCCYCCGCCGCCGUCGCGGACGAUGAUUUACCCGCCAAAGUACCGUUGAACCUGAACGUCGAGGAAACAGCGGGAGGAGGUUGCGGUAGCGACAGCGGCGUGGACGUGACGCCGGCCGUGUCAUGUGACUCGAGUCUGGCGUCGGGCUGUUACGACCCGUGCAAGAGCCCGCUGGGCCCGUUCAGUCCGACCGAAACCGGUGGCCCGUCCUCGUUGCCCUGUUACCCGACCGCCAUAAGCUGCAGCAGGCCGUCCACGCCGACUUGGCGCAGGUCCGCCGACCGGCAGCCGUGCAAGCUACCGGCAAGCAUGUCGUCGUCGUUCCACUUCGAGACGGCCAGGAACAGCCCUCCCAGGGUGGAGUCGCCGAAGAAGACCGACCUAAAUGCGGUAGCCAAACAGUCCAAGGUGUCGACGGUCAAGAAGUUAGUCAGCACGUACGACAUGGUCAAAUCGCUGGACAAGUUCGCCACKUUACCCAGACGAAGGAGGAAGUCCAAGGAAAAUCUCGCYGUCAGCUCUGUGACGCCGKCURGUAACACGGUCGCCACWUCGGCGCCAAGGGAACCCAGUUUGAACCGGGCGGCUAGUCUUAGGAGAAAGCACAUCGAACAGGGUGCCCUGGCCCACCUCAACGGUGUUGGAAGUGGUGGUAGCGGUACUAUUUCUGGUUCCACGUCGCCGGCGAAACCAACUCUUCCGAAAUGCAGUAGGCCGCCACCGAUUGUCGCCAGGACGAAGAUAUAUCACGAGGUGUGUUCACAGACAUGCCUGACYAGCGAAGAUAUCACCAAAGUUUUAUCGGGCAGUAUAUUGCCUCCGGUCGAAAACAGGGUUGAAACUAAUGACGCCGAAGUACAGGUUGAUUUAGUGGAGAAAAGGAUCAAUGCACUUGAGACUGAGCUAAAGGAAAAGACUGAACAAUUAGACUGUAAAACAAAAAAAUUCAAUGAACAACAAGAGUGCCUUAAAAAUUUACAAGAACGGCUGAAUCAUGAAGAUUUGGACACAUGUAGACAAAUCGAUGCUUAUAGUCAACGACUAUGCAACAUUUUUCAAAUUAAUAAUUGCUUGGAUCCAUCACCAUCAAAUAUCUUAGAAAUAUUGGAGAAUCAAAUGACUACCACAACAUCGGUGAUCAAUGAACAGCAAAAAGAACUCAACCACCUUAAGACUCUUUGCACUUCUUUACAUAGAGAUUUAGAAAAAAGCUAUGCCGCUCAAAAGUCACUUCUACAAGCAAAUCAAGCCUCUGAGAUGGAAUCCUCAGAAAUUCAAGACUUUUUGCAAGCUGAGAAGGCUAUGCUUUCAGACACAAUCAAAGAACUAGAAAAAGAAGUCAAAGAUUACAAAGAACAAUUAGCUGUAAAGGGAAAAGAGGCUUCCAAAACUAUGGAGCAAUGCACGCAUUUAGUAAGGAUAUCUGAACAACGGAGGCAAGAGAAUUUAUCACUACAAACAAAAAUGCGUGUGAUGGAAAACAAAAGUCGUGAAUUAUUACAACAACAAGAUUCAACUGUGUCAAGUGCUGUUGUGGGUCUGUCUGGAUUAGGCAGCCGUCUCGAUGCUCUGUUGGAUAGACUCAUCAAAUCCUAUUCCAUUUCAGAAGUUGAUAUCGAAGAUGAAGUAUACUUCAACGAAGCAUACACAAAUGGAGAUAGCAGCAGUGAUUCUGAACAAAUUAAUGGUACAUCCAAUAAGUCCGACUCCAAAAGCCUUAUGUCUGCCAUUGUUUCUGCUAUUAAAUCAGCUCCUACUAACUGGCAUAAAGGGAAAACCGAUAAAAACCUGGCAGUCAGCGCAAACACCCAAGAAUCUCCAUGUUCUCCUAAGAAACGACUACAAACAUCAGAAUCUAUGAAAGAAUUACAAAGACCAUAUUAUCAUUCUCCUAUUUGUAAACGAAAUGGAUCAACUGGCGACUUAUUAUCACAAACUGAUUCCUUAGACGAUUGUAGUGAUUUACAAUCAGCCGAAAGUGAAUCCUUGAAUAAUCUAUCGGAGGCCAUAGUUGCCAGACAACAAUUAGAGUUGAGUAUGAACAAUACUAGUACUGGAAACUUUGACUUUGAAUUUUUGGAGGACUUUCGAGCACCCGAUGCUGAUCUCUUAGACCAAGUGAUUGAUUUGGAUAAUACAGUCACCAAGUUGUUAAAAGUCAUAACUCUUGUUCAAACAAAUGGCAAAGAACAACCUUUGCAUCCAGAUAGACAUGAAAUCAAAUAUACAAAUGGUGUUAAUGGAAAAAGCAGGCAGUAUUCCUCGCAGUCCCCAUUGAUACACGACAAUGAUGAGUCAAGUUAUAAGCGGCCACCAAUAGUGCCUAUGCAGGAACUAAACUCAAGCUCACCAAAAGCUUUGAACGGAAUUAUGUGAUGACUAAUUUUAAUUUUUACACUAUAAAUGUGUGUUUUUAUUUUAUUUUCUAUGUAUAAAUAUUACAUUAAUAUUAUU